AUUACAAGUACGAGGACACCAGCCAGGACGAUCUGCACGCAGAUGGUCUCAGCGCGCAUGCUCUUCGGCGUGGCGAUUCUCUUUGGCGCCUCGGCCAUGCCGCUCCGCUCCGCCGACGUCGACCCUCCGUUCCAGGUCUGCGACGACAUGUUCCCCGUUCUGGAAGGAGUCGGCCCGGAUCCCCUCCACGACCGUUGCCAUGCCAUGUGCGCCAACGUCACCACCGAGGAGCCAGACUCAGAGCAGGCGGCGAUCUGCCUUGAUCGCCACGACCACGAAUCCCCGAACUUGGGCGGCAUCUUCGUUUCGCAACGCCCAGGGGACGAGUCGAAGCAGCUCGAUAGCAAACACAAGCCCUACAUGCUUACCCCAUCGUUCUGCGGACCGCAUCAAAAGCGGACGGGUCUGCGCUGCGUUGCGGGCGGUCAGCUGGCGCCGGACACGGCGACUGCGAAGACCUUGCGCAACACGCUCCUCAACCCUCUGGUUGGACCAGUUGUCGAUGGUCUCCUCCUCAAACCGCCAUUCAGCCCGCUUGUUCUCAAGUCAAUCACACGGCGGGUGCACGAACGCCACCCAGGUCCGGUUCCGAUCCUGGGGGGGGCCGAGCUUGAGCUCAUUGAAGAUCCAGAGAAAUUCAACGCCUACGUGGAGCAAAGCUACAACGGGGAGAAGGGCCUCGUGUUGGGGCAGGACGAUGUGAUGCCACAGGAGCGCAUGGCAAACAUCUUCCAGAACACCUGGGCGGCGCAGUUCCUCACCUACGACGACGACAAGAGCACAUACACAUUCGCCUGCGACGACACGGUCAUCAGCACUGAACGGGACGGAGGAAAGCAACCGAUUCUCGACUCACUGCUCAAUCCCAAGUACGAUUUCAAGGAGCCUGAUUUUCGGAAGGAGGCGCUGCUUGCCGGGGGAGUGCGGAAAGGCCAGUGGCACUUCAAGAUGCACGAUGGAAAGCUGACGUUGUCGUCGGCCACUGACAACAUCAAUGGAGCCGCCCGCUACGAAAUGACGCACUGCUUGCACAACGCAAUCCAGUACUACCACACCGCGCUUCAUUUGGCUUCUGGCACCCAAUCCUUCGCCGCGAGAAACAUCUCAUCGGAUCGUCCCAACGGCGAUGCCGCCUGGCGCCUUCUCAACCCCGGCCGCAACCAAUCCUCCUUGCUCUACGAAGUCGCCGAAGUCCUCCUGACCCAGGCACCGGUCAUCUACACACGCGCCAUGACUAGCGAUGACCUCCUCAACAUGAAGACAAGGACGAUCCUGCCCAUGCUCGAGAGUCCGUGCAACGAACACGCAAAGCGCUACAUGCCACAUGGCGUCCCGCGAGCGGACGAGCGGUACUUCGCGGCUGCACUCGUGGAUGCGCAGAACAUUGUGUGCAACGAAACGUACCGGAUGAACCUUCCCCAAGCUGAUCUGGACUCCUACAAGCAGAAUCUCCACACACUGCAGUACCCGGACAACGACAGGAUUGCGUCUUACCACCCGGCUCAGACGGCUCGGUUGGUUGGCAUCGAACACACCUUCACGUUUUCUCUCAACUUGAUGUUUGGACUCGACCUGGAGGAGUGCCGCGGUAAGUACUGGUGCUGGGGACAGACGGCGGGCAACUUUGCGGUGGCGGGCCUCGUCACCGUGAUCGGCAAGCCUGUGCGGGACGAGUGCAUGCGCGAUGGGACCGACGAGAACGACGACGCCGACACCACUAGCGUGACAGCUGAGCUGCGGAAGAUCGCAGAGUUGCCCAACGUCCAACGCGCGGGGGACCCGAUGACGUAUGAGUACAAGACGCAGCUCAUUGACAUGGCAAGCGCCCUCGAGCACCGUUGGGCUAAAGUCCAAGCUCAGAACGAGAAGCGGAUGAUGGACAAGACGCUCCUCUCCAACUUCGACUUUGUCCUGGGCAAGGACGGCGACAGGGGCUUCUGCCAAACGUCGACCACGUGGGUCUAAAGCCGCGCCAGAUCACACCAUGCGCUGUUCUCCCGCGAUCGAUGGCGGCUUGGUGGACACACCUGUGGGAAGUGUCACACUCUGCUCGGCCGAUCGAUCCUCCCCCAGCCCCACACACACACUCGAUCGAUCACUGUGGGAACUGAUAGAAUAGAGGGUGUUUAAUAGAGGGUGUUUACUACGGCCUGUUGUGCACUAUGUUGAGUGAGUGUGAGUGUGUGUGUUGAGUGAGUUGAGAAUUGUUCAUUGCCAGCAAGUGUUUCUCGGAAGGCUGCC
Messenger RNA from Emiliania huxleyi CCMP1516, 2241 nucleotides. RefSeq lists its product as hypothetical. The record is from RefSeq and is a predicted model, not a curated record. NCBI's taxonomy places the organism in Eukaryota, Haptophyta, Isochrysidales, Noelaerhabdaceae. Bases 43 to 1965 code for a protein of 640 amino acids. The transcript has 4 exons.